CGGAGGGGGGCGGUGCAGCUGGCAGCCACAGGCAAGACACAACCGGAAAUUAGCAAAAGGAAACCUCUCGAAGGGGACUUCAAUUCCUUUUUGUGAGCGCCGACUAAAAGAUUUGUAAUCAUGGUGAAGAUUUUCGUGGGAAAUCUGCCCAGAGCGACAAACGAGGAUGAAAUCAAGGCACUCUUUACCGAGUAUGGCACUGUCACAGAAUGUGCCAUCAUCAAAAACUUUGCCUUCGUCCACAUGGACGACCGCAAGGCUGCCACCAAAGCCAUCAAGAAUCUGCACCUCUACAAGCUCGUCGGCCCCUUCCUCCACCUCCUCCGUCCUCAUACUACGCCCGAGAUCGAAGUCCGCUUAGGAGACCGCCUACCACACCAGUGCCCCCUGCCAGUAACGGCUACUCCUAUGAUCGCUCUGCAUACGGAGUUCCACGUGCAAGGGACCCCUACGCAGAUCGGCUGCCUCCGCCACCGCCUGCACGCUACGCUUAUUAAGCAAGGGCGGCGCAUUUUGAAGGUGAGGAUAGGUCUGAGGAUUGUCGUCCGACUGCGUCGCCGCUCGGCGCCUCCUGAUGCACGUGACUCUAUCCUCUCCCUGUCAGUGGCUGAGCGCGUAACGUUCCCCUGCGAUGCUGACAGGAGGAACCGAAUAGCCGACGUCCACUUUGCUUUUGUACACAUGUCCAACUCUGACGAGGCCAUGGAUGCCAUCAAGGGACUGGACAACACAGAAUUUCAAGGCAAACGCAUCCAUGUCCAGAUUUCCAAGAGUCGUCCCAGACACGAAGAACGGGAUGAUUACCCCCCUCCUCCCCCAGACAGGGGUGGCUAUUGGCCCCCACGCUAUCCAGGAGAGUGGCCCGAGCCUCCUCCACCUGGCUACAUGAGGGGUCGUCUUAGCCACAUACCCCCAGGUUACCCCGCCCCUCCUCUGCCUCCCCCUCCCCCUAGACGAGCAGUUUAUCCAGAUCGCCCUUACGAUGCUGAGAGGGACAGAUAUGGCGUGGUAGAUUACUAUGAGAAGUAUCGAGCCCGUCCGUAUGGCAUGGCCACCUACGACGACCAGCGUCCCGGCGUGCCUCCUCCUCCCCCUCCCCCGUCAGCCGUCGUCCGAGACCGUCUUCCGAACUCGUCGCUCGACCCAUACGAGCGUCGGCCCCUUCCUCCACCUCCUCCGUCCUCAUACUACGCCCGAGAUCGAAGUCCGCUUAGGAGACCGCCUACCACACCAGUGCCCCCUGCCAGUAACGGCUACUCCUAUGAUCGCUCUGCAUACGGAGUUCCACGUGCAAGGGACCCCUACGCAGAUCGGCUGCCUCCGCCACCGCCUGCACGCUACGCUUAUUAAGCAAGGGCGGCGCAUUUUGAAGGAUUGUCGUCCGACUGCGUCGCCGCUCGGCGCCUCCUGAUGCACGUGACUCUAUCCUCUCCCUGUCAGUGGCUGAGCGCGUAACGUUCCCCUGCGAUGCUGACAGGAGGAACCGAAUAGCCGACGUCCACGUCUCUUUCUGUUUUUAUUACUUUGAGGCAAUUUUUACACUCGUAUUUUUCCUCCUGGUUGUUUUAAUAUGUAAUUGUGCUGUAGUACUUUUACUGCUUGCCGUCUGGAGUAGGUGUUUAUUUUUUAUUUUAUUUUUUUUGUACUUUUUUCGUUUGAGUAAUACUGAUGUUGUUUGUGACCUUAGAGAAGCUGAAUGAGUUCAGCAACAGUUUCUAGGCGAUACUUGUGACUGUAGAUUUAACUGAACUUAACUUUGUUUGGUAUAAAAUCUAAUCUGCACGUUGACUCCAUCAUGUAAAACUUUUACACCGCACAACAAACCGCUGUGAAAAACUUAAACUGCUCAAAUGUAGGAGUUCGAUGCAUGCAGGAAGUAACUGUUAACUUACAGAAAAUAAAUGUCAGUCGGAAGUCUC
Messenger RNA from Neolamprologus brichardi, 1919 nucleotides. Lineage: Eukaryota; Metazoa; Chordata; Actinopteri; Cichliformes; Cichlidae. The record is from RefSeq and is a predicted model, not a curated record.